This is a messenger RNA of Caenorhabditis briggsae, 507 nucleotides long. It is a transcript of the gene Cbr-psa-3, whose product is annotated as Protein CBR-PSA-3. The transcript is spliced from 3 exons. The record is from RefSeq and is a predicted model, not a curated record. NCBI's taxonomy places the organism in Eukaryota, Metazoa, Nematoda, Chromadorea, Rhabditida, Rhabditidae. The annotation marks the transcript as partial.
AUGCCUGUGGUGGAGCUAUUACUCAGAAAAUGUGAAACCGCUGCUACCACAUUCGAUAAAUCCGUUUUUGAAGUUGACGAUAUUAAACAAUUGUUCAAAUCACUUGGAGAGGCUGGAGUUCAAUUGAGUCCGACGAAAGAUGAGAUUGAUGAGCUCAUGACAACAGCGAUUUUGGCAUUGCGAACGUGCUUGGUGGAAAUGGAAAAGGUGUUCAAUUUGUCGGAGAACUUCAAGGCUAAAUAUAUGACUAUCCUCCGACGAACAGUAUGCCACGAAGCUUUGGUUGGCACCAGUGGAGACAGCGACGAUGAACUCUCCGACACUCCUGGCUUAUCUCUCCUAGCUUUAUCCGGUCCAGAACUUCAAGCGGCACAAGCAAAAGCCAUGGAAACGGCGAUCUCAGCACUUCAAUCAGGUGGAGCGUCCAAUCUACCAGUACAAUUCCCACCACAAUCUCUAACAAUGACUCAAAUCGAACGAAAUUUCGAAUUCUUGAGACGAGUAAGU